Oryza sativa Japonica Group (Japanese rice) is the source of this 2118-nucleotide messenger RNA. Its product is annotated as protein CROWDED NUCLEI 2. The record is from RefSeq and is a predicted model, not a curated record. NCBI's taxonomy places the organism in Eukaryota, Viridiplantae, Streptophyta, Magnoliopsida, Poales, Poaceae.
GAGGCAAUUUCGACAGGGGCAGGAAAACAUGCCGCAUCCUUCGGUUGGUGCACAGCGAAACAGCGAGGCAUCAUCUGCGUGACACCAACAAUUGGCAUGUCGUCGUCGACCACACCAUGGUUUGCGGAGCUAUUCACAGAUGACAGGGUGAGGACCCUAUCGCAUCAGGUCAUGACACUUGAGGACAGGGUGUGGGAGUUGGAGCACAAAAACACCCAACUGCUCCACGAGAAGGGUAAACUAGAGAAGCAAUUGGAGACAAAAGCGGCAGCUCAGGCCAUCUCAAGCCAGAAGGAAGAGGUGGAGAGGAGCUUGAAGGGUGAAAAUGAUAAGCUUCAGUUGGAGGAUUUGACUAUGGAGGAAAAUUAUAGCCAGUCUGAAGCUGAGGUUGAGCAGUUCCAAAAGGAAUUAGGUGCAUUAGUGGAGGAAAAAGAGGUAGCUGCUAAGACAUUUGAUGAUGACAAAGAAAAAAUGAAGAUGGAAUCAGAGUAUCUUAAAAGGAGGUUGGAGGAAAUCCAUGACAACAAAGAUUUCAUGAAGACUGAAAAUAAUAAGCUUCAGUCCGAGGCUUUGAUUGUAGAGAAGAAACAAAUCAUGUUUGAAGCAGAGAUUAAGAGACUGAAGAUGGAAUUGGGGGCAGUGACAGAGGCAAAGGAGGUGGCUGCAAAGGCAUUCAAUGCUCAAAAUGAAGAAAUCACCAAGAAACUAGAGGAUCUUAAGAGAAAGUUGGAAGAAAUCCAAACAAAUAAAGACUUAGUGGAAGGUGAAACUAAUGAGCUUCAGCCAGAGGUUUUUGCAACAGAGGAGAAAAAUAGCCUGUCUGAAGCAGAGAUUAAGUGCCUUAAGCAAAUAUUGGAAGUAGCGAUGGAGGUGAAGGAGGCAGCUGCAGAAUCAUUUGAUGCAGAGAAGGAAGAAAUCAUGAAGCAAUCAAACAAUCUCAAGAGGAAAAUAGAAGAAAAUCAAGCUAGCAAGGAUUUGGUGGAGAGUGAAAAUGACAAGCUUCGGUCAAAGAUGGUGACAGUAAAGCAGAAACAUAAUCAAUUUGAAGCAGAUAAUAAGAGCCUCAAGAUAGAAUUGGGCGCACUAAAGGAGGCGAAGGAGGCUACUGCAAAAGCAUUUGAUGUUGAGAAGGCAGGAAUCCUAAAGGAAUUGGAGGAUCCUAAGCGGAAGGUGGAGGAAAUUCAAGCUAAGAAGGAUUUGGUGGAGCGUGAAAAUGAUAAAUUUCAGUUGGAGGUCCUGACUGGAGAGCAGAAACAAAGCAAGUCUAAAGCAAAGGCUAAGAGUCUCAAGGUGGAACUAAGUGCAUUGGUGGAGGCAAAGGAGGCGACUGCAAAGGCAUUUGAUGUUGAGAAAGCAAAAAUCAUGAAGGAAUUGGAGGAUCUUAAGAAAAAGGUGGAGGAAAUCCAGGGCAAGAAGGAUUUGGUUGAGGGUGAAAAGGAUAAGCUUUGGUUGGAGAUUUUAAUAGUAGAGCAGAAACAUAGCAUGUAUGAAUUAGAGGUUAAAAGGCUCAAGUUAGAACUAGGUGCAUUGGCAGAGGCAAAGGAAACAGCUAUGAACUCAUUUGAUACUGAGAAGAUAAAAUUCAUAAUGGAUGUGGAGGACCUUAAGAGGAAGAUAGAGGAAAUCCAGGUCGGUAAGGAAGCGACUGAGGAAGUAGGGCGCGACAAGGAUGCUGAGGCCGAUAGGCUGAGGGCUGAGUUGAUGAAGAUCGGUGUUUCUUUGUCACAGAUGCAAGCAUCCUAUAAUGAACUUGAUGGUAAGAAUUCGCACCUAAAUGAUGAGAAGAAUUCAAUCUAGAAAGCAGUAGAUGCUAAGAAGGUUGAAGCAUGCAAGCUGAAGUAAAAAAAUUGGGGAACUUGAAAAUUACGAUGCUGAAAAGGAUGAUGAGAAUGGGAAACUGAAGGCGGCAUUAUAGGAAAAGAAGAGUGAGAUUGAUGCCCUCACCAAGGACAAUGAGCUGCUGCAUCUCACAGUUGCUGAGGCACAGGAGAAGAAUAAGUGUAGCAUUUUAUCAUGCAUAUCACCAUGCAGCUCCAAAUAAUUAGGUUGGGAAUGUGUUGCAUUAAUAAUGUAAUGGUUGCAAUGAAAUAAAACUUGCACUUCCUUUGUUAUAUGUGA